AGUGGCGGUGGGUCACGUGGGCGGAGAUGGCGGCGCCGAAGCUGCGCGUGAACGAGGCGUUCGCGGAGCGGCUCCGGCGGCAGCGGGAGAGGGAGGAGCUGCGGCGGCUGCAGGAGCGCUACGGGGAUACCGGCGACGGCUCCAGCUCCGAGUCUGAGUCCGAGUCCAGCGGGGACGAGGUGCCCGUGGACCCCGUCCAGGAGCGGGAGUUCUACCGGACGCUGGCGCUGCUCAAAACCCGCGACCCCCGGAUCUACCGCCCCGACGUCACCUUCUACACCCCCAGAGACUCCUCAUCGUCCAGCGAGGAGGAGGAGGAUGAAGAGCGCCCGGCGAAGCCCAUGUACCUGAAGGACUAUGAGAGGAAGGUGGUGCUGGAGAAGGAGGGCAAAUACGUGGAUGAAGAGGAUGAGGAGGAUGAGGAGGCAGCAGCCGAGCGGAGGAAGGUGGGUUUGGGGGGGAAAGGGGUUGGGGGGGGGUAG
Strigops habroptila (Kakapo) is the source of this 482-nucleotide messenger RNA. It is a transcript of the gene KRI1, whose product is annotated as KRI1 homolog. The transcript is spliced from 5 exons. Bases 27 to 482 code for a protein of 151 amino acids. Lineage: Eukaryota; Metazoa; Chordata; Aves; Psittaciformes; Psittacidae. Gene Ontology annotation, biological process: endonucleolytic cleavage in ITS1 to separate SSU-rRNA from 5.8S rRNA and LSU-rRNA from tricistronic rRNA transcript (SSU-rRNA, 5.8S rRNA, LSU-rRNA). Gene Ontology annotation, cellular component: nucleolus; 90S preribosome. The record is from RefSeq and is a predicted model, not a curated record.